CCCCGAGCUGCGGGAGGCGCCGGGAGCGCGCACCGCGGGGAGCGCGCGGGCCGGCAUCCCCAGCCGCGGCAGCCAUGGCGGCGGCGGCCUCCCAGCGAGACCCUGGGGACUGGCAAGACUUCUCGGGCUUCCAGCCUUCCGCGGGGAGCGGCCCCGAGGCUGCCCGCGACAAGGGCGGCUGGGGCGGGGGGGACUUGGGAGCCAGGUUGUCCCUCUGCUUUGAGCCCCCGCAGGGCCGGGCUGGCGGCGGCGGGGAGAGCCGCGUUCCGCUGCGGCCCCUCACGGAGCAGAGCGCCUUGCAGGACGACGAGAUUUGGAAUGCUUUGACUGAUAAUUAUGGUAACGUAAUGCCAGUUGACUGGAAAUCUUCCCACACCAGAGCUUUGCACUUGCCAACACUAAAUCUUUCCGAAAAAGGGGUAAAUGAUAACUUGAACCUUGACCUGUCAGAUGAUGAAGAGCUGAGAGAACAGUUGGAUAUGCAUUCUAUCAUUGUUUCCUGCAUCAAUGAUGAACCACUUUUCACAGCAGAACAGGUGAUUGAAGAAAUAGAGGAAAUGAUGCAGGAAUCACCUGAUCCAGAAGAUGAUGAAACACCCACCCAAUCAGAUCGGCUCUCCAUACUUUCCCAGGAAAUUCAGACACUCAAGAGAUCCAGUACGAACAACAGCUAUGAAGAGAGAGUAAAAAGAUUGUCUGUUGCUGAGUUAAAUGAGCUGCUAGAAGAAAUUGAGACUGCUAUUAAGGAUUAUUCCGAGGAACUGGUGCAGCAAUUGGCUCUACGAGAUGAGUUGGAGUUUGAGAAGGAAGUGAAAAACAGCUUCAUUUCUGUCCUCAUCGAAGUACAAAACAAACAGAGAGAACAUAAAGAAACAGCAAAGAAGAAAAAGAAGCUGAAAAAUGGUAGUCCUCAGAAUGGCAAACAAGAAAGAGGUCAUAUGCCUGGAACGCGCUUCAGCAUGGAAGGGAUCUCAAAUGUCAUACAGAAUGGCUUCCGCCACACGUUUGGAAACUCAGGUGGAGAGAAACAGUACUUAACAACCGUCAUUCCUUACGAGAAGAAAAAUGGACCCCCAUCUGUUGAAGAUCUUCAAACAUUAACCAAAAUCCUGCAUGCCAUGAAAGAGGAUAGCGAGAAAGUGCCAAGCUUGUUAACAGACUAUAUUUUAAAGGUUCUGUGUCCUACAUGAAGAGGGCUGCCUUUCAAAUUAGUCAUUCUCCUUCCUGGAUGAGAAGCUUUCCAUGUAUAUAACUCAUAGUAUAUUUUCAUUUGGCACUAUACCUAAACCAGUUUGCAUUUACCUCCCCUGUGUGUGCGUGGAUUUUCUGAUCCUACAGUAAGUCUUCUGGGCAUGUCAACUCAUCCAUUUUAACUUAAUAGUGCAAUGAACUGGAGCAGGGAACAAAGAUUGUACAGUUUUACUUGCACUGUUCUGGCUUUUUAAAGUCUAUUUUUACAUUGUAUAGCAUGUAGUAAAUCCUCCUGCACAUUUUGUUAUUGGAAGGAAACGUAAACUUUGAAUAGUGUAAAUAAAAAUAAGACUAGUUUUAAGGAAUCCAUAUUUAAAAGCAUCCAUAGUUCCUAUAGCAAAGAUGCAGAAAGGAUCAUAGUUGGGCUUGGACUAAAAGAUUCAAGCGAGUUCACCAGGAAGCACUCCAGAACAGUGCUGGUGGAAGUCAGCAUUCAACAGUUCUUUUAAAAUGGUAACUUUGAACUGUACAACAGUAUUGUUCAUACAGUGGACAAAUCCAGAUUCUUUGAUGGUUUGGCAUAAGUAAUUGUUGUGUUAUCUAUCCUUGUUAUUUAACACAAACACCCAAGUAAUGUAAUAUUUCAUAUGUUUUUUAUUUAAAUUUUAAUUAUUAAUCUUCAUGUGGCUUAAGUAUUCCCCCAUAUUGCUGCUGUAAUUUUACUGUUUUUAAUAAGUGUUUUAUCUUAAUGAAAAUGCUUCAAUAUAUAAACAUUUUAAAAUGCUGUAUCUUUUUAAAAAUACCUGUACAGUUUGAAAAACUUACACCUGGGUCCCAAGUUAGUAUUAUAUUGAGAUGUUCAUUGUUGUGUAUCUCUGAAUUUUACUACAAAUCUCUCUUGUAAAUUGUACGCACUGUCUCCUCUGCGAAGAUGUAUCUGCAUUCAGACAGAUGAGAAUGUAUUUUACAAAUCCUGUAAAAGAAAUGUACCCCAUAAUCUCAACAUCAAAUACUUGUCACAAAUAAUUUUGCCAGUCUUAAAGAUUAGAUUGAAAUGUAAGGAGUGCUAAUAAAAAGAACUAUUUUCUAGGUUGAAUUCCUAUUGAUUCUACACAUAGAUUUAUGUCUAUGUGAAGGCACUAGAAGAUAAGGUUCUAAAGAGAUAUGUAUGUCUUCAAACAGUUUUUUCCAUUUAAAGUCUUCUUUUUCUAAGUUGAAGAGAAAUUUGCUUCUGAAUACCUUACCCAAUUUUAUCAUUGUCACUGAAUGCUCAUUUUGAUCAGUAAAACACAUUCAGUUUGAAAACAGUUCUCAUAAUGCUUUCUCUUUUCUAAAGGCCUCAAUAUUUUUGUCUUUUGUGCCUUUUCAGUCAGUAAGGUUUUCAGCUUAAGAUUCUUUCCUCUUCCCUCUCCCCACUUGACCACCAAUGGGUACUUCCCUGCCUGCUCAGGAAUAAAUAGAUUCUCUGCGUAAGUGUAUAAUAUGUAAGGUAGUUGGGGGUGGUUUUGUUGCUUUAUUCUUUGCUUUUUUCAUUUGUGUUUUUUCUAACAAUAAUAGCUGCCAUUUAUUUCUUUAGCUGAUAUAUUAUGAACUCAUUUUGGCAUGCUUUUUGCAUAGAAAUGCUUGAGGUUGACUAGCGAUGCCUGGAAAUUGGAGAAGGGGAUGACCCUGUUACGCUUAAUUUUUUUCAAAAAGGUGCACAUGCUAUGAAAUACACCAUGUCUUCCAGUGAGAUCUAUUCAGAGAUGUCUCAAACUGCUUUUGAGGCUUGAGGUGACAAGAUGGAACAAAAAAGAUGACAAUUAAGAGAAGAAUUCAAAAAAAAAAAAAAAGAAAAAACGAAAACAUGACACUUGACAAGGUUUGUGUUGUCAAUUGUAGCAAAUCUUGGAUGACUUGAAGUCACAAAAUGCUAAAAGUAGUAAAACUUGAAAGAAAACCCAGCACUAAAGAUGAGAAACAGCUUUAGUGAUCUAAGUAUCUGGUUGGGUAUAUCGUGCCCCUCAUCAGAUUAAACAAGAUAUCGUUAUUAUUAUUACCUGUUUACCUUGUAUGUAAAUCCUGGCAUUAAACAACAGUUGCCAAGGGUGGCAAGUAUUGUAUAUGUACCUAUAUAUGUACAUUAAAAAAUAAAUCUCAAAACACUUGAAUAAAAAGAACCAUGCAAAUA
Strigops habroptila (Kakapo) is the source of this 3361-nucleotide messenger RNA. RefSeq names its product fasciculation and elongation protein zeta 2 (gene FEZ2). The record is from RefSeq and is a predicted model, not a curated record. Bases 75 to 1190 code for a protein of 371 amino acids. The transcript is spliced from 9 exons. Gene Ontology annotation, cellular component: axon; cytoplasm. Lineage: Eukaryota; Metazoa; Chordata; Aves; Psittaciformes; Psittacidae.